This is a messenger RNA of Pochonia chlamydosporia 170, 1329 nucleotides long. RefSeq names its product O-methyltransferase. Gene Ontology annotation, molecular function: O-methyltransferase activity. The record is from RefSeq and is a predicted model, not a curated record. Bases 1 to 1329 code for a protein of 442 amino acids. The transcript is spliced from 5 exons. NCBI's taxonomy places the organism in Eukaryota, Fungi, Ascomycota, Sordariomycetes, Hypocreales, Clavicipitaceae.
AUGAGUACCCCCAAAGAAAAUGAGCUCUUACGUGUUGCGGAGGACAUCCUCAAACAUGCCAAAGAUCUCGUCGAAUACCUGUCUGCGCAAUCUAUCACUCCCCCAAGUCUCGAUGUUGGUGCACGCACCGAGCUCUGGAAUGGGCAUACAGGCGAGAUUGAGCAGCACCGAACAGCCAUUAGCGGCCUGACGCAGUACCUGGACAAGCUGGUACAGGGGCCCCAUGGCUUUCUGCAUGAGUAUGUGUCGACGAAUUGGGAACAUGGCGCGUUGUACACCCUACUUGAGUAUAAUGUGUUGGAGGCAAUCCCUCUUCACGGGAUGGUUACCAUUGGCCAACUUGCGGAGAAGGCAGCUUUGCCUGCCGAGAAAUUACUGCGCAUCUGUCGACUGGCCGCAUGUGUUGGCAUCCUGAAGGAGACGGAUGACGGUGUCUUCGCCCAUACGGUAGUUUCGGAAGAGAUGGUGCGAGAUGUGGGCUAUAAGUCUUUUAUUGCGUUUCAGCUGUAUGAAACGAGAGUUGCCAGUGCUCACUUGGCUGAUUCUUUUCGGAAGCCAAACUCCUUCUGGACAGGACAGUCCGCCUUUGACUAUGCUUGGGGGUCUUCAAUGUACGAGUGGCAUGCUAAACAUCCUAGAAUUGGUAAUCGCUUUGCCAGAGCUAUGGAGAGUGUCUCAAAGACUCUCGAUCCAGGCAAUGACAUGAUAAUCGACUGGUUCCGCCGUCGACCCAUGAUUUGUGAAGACGAAAAGUGUCUGGUUGUGGACGUCGCUGGAAAAGCUGGCUCCUUUGCAGUGGAUCUCGCCAAUACUUUUCCAAAGCUUCACAUCCAAGUACAGGAUUCCACAGUUGCUGCUCUGAAUAAAGGAAAGGAAAGCCUCCAACCAGAGCUUUCCGAGAGAGUGACAUUCCAGGAACGGGAACUGUUCUUGACACGCUCUCUCUCGGAGCAUACCAAAAUGGAUCAAGACGGUAUUAUACCUCUUGUCUUCCUCAUGCGCAGCGUGAUGUGGUGUCACGACGAUGACAAGUGCAUCAAACUGAUAAGGAGCUUUGUUCCUGUGCUCCAACACCCAAGUCAACCGACGCUUCUCAUCAGUGAUUUAGUGUCGCCAGCUCGGGGCACAUUUGAGCCACAUGUGGAGAGGGCAUUCCGCAGACGGGAUGUGACGCUCAUGACGAUGCACAAUGCCAAGCAGCGAACAUCAAGGGAAUGGUUAACACUGUUACAGGAAGCGAGUCCACAUUUCAAGGUUGAGUAUUUCGAGGAGUACACUUCACAUAGCUGCCGUGGAUUGUGGCAGAUUCAACUUGAGAGUGAAUUCUGA